This is a messenger RNA of Phytophthora nicotianae INRA-310, 462 nucleotides long. RefSeq lists its product as hypothetical. Lineage: Eukaryota; Oomycota; Peronosporomycetes; Peronosporales; Peronosporaceae. The record is from RefSeq and is a predicted model, not a curated record. Bases 1 to 462 code for a protein of 153 amino acids. The transcript has a single exon.
AUGUUAGCUGCCAGUUUAGUACAUAUUACGAAUACAUUUACUUACGAGCUCGAGGUUUCAAAAAUCUACUGGCUUGCUCCACACGUAGCUUCGCACUCACUUCGCAUUCUGAAGAACAACCAGCAAGCAGAACAAGAAACAAGGGGGCACAUUUCCCUUCCAACUAUGACCACUUCUACGCCAGCUUCCGCUCCUCCGUCGCCUUCGCCCAGGGCUGAACAGACCCCGUCGGACAGCGAGUCGCAGACAAGAAGACAGGGCGUCGUCGGCGUAACUGGCGGUGACGAGCCUUGGACAGCCACUGCUGCUCGUACCACGUCAUAUCCCCCUCCGCUUCGCAUGAGCAAGCGUACCGCCACGCGUUCCACGGCAGGCGGCGCCCAGCAAGAAACGGGUAAAGUCAAGAAGAAGCCGACCGGGCGCGCAAUAUCGGUGGAUUCAGGGAGCUCCGGAGGCAAGUAG